This is a messenger RNA of Micropterus salmoides (largemouth bass), 2937 nucleotides long. Its product is annotated as phospholipid scramblase 2-like. The record is from RefSeq and is a predicted model, not a curated record. NCBI's taxonomy places the organism in Eukaryota, Metazoa, Chordata, Actinopteri, Centrarchiformes, Centrarchidae. Gene Ontology annotation, biological process: plasma membrane phospholipid scrambling. The transcript has 8 exons. Gene Ontology annotation, cellular component: plasma membrane. Bases 244 to 1206 code for a protein of 320 amino acids. Gene Ontology annotation, molecular function: phospholipid scramblase activity.
GGAGCAGCAGCGCAGCGAUGAGGAACAGGUUUCAAGACGAUUUAAAAAAGCGCCUCUUGGCUUCGUGGAUCGGGCUGUUUUUCUUCUCCACAUUCAAUUGAUUUCUUUUCACUGUCACUUCUCUAGCAGGGACUGAGAACAAACCAGCUACCAGAGAGUUUCCUAUAGAGACCCUGAAAGGGGACUGGGAAGUGUGACCUCCUUUCACUCCGCGCACAGAAAAGUUUCUGCCCUCUCCUCGCCAUGUCCACUCCUGUUUACCCAGGCUCUCCCAACCAGCCACCCUACCCCAUGCCUCAACCCAGCGGUGCCUCUGUAGCCCCCUAUCCAUAUGCUCCGGGGGGAUACGGAGAGCCCGGUCAAGCCCCACCACCAGGCUUCAACAUGGGCUACAAUCCAGGCCCACCUCCUGUCAUGUAUCAGCCUGGUCCGGUGGGCCCAGGCACAGUUCCAGCACCGGAGUAUGGCGGCCCUCCGGGAGCAUUCUCCCCGGCCCCGGUUGGAGCUCCAGUUGCGGUUCCUGUUGGGGUCCCGCCGGGGCUCGAGUACCUCACACAGAUUGACCAGAUCCUGAUCCAUCAAAAAGUGGAACUCUUAGAAGUAUUCAUUGGGUUUGAGACCAACAACCAGUAUGAGAUAAAGAACAGUCUGGGACAAAAGAUCUACCAUGCCAAAGAGAAGAACGACUGCUGCACCAGGAACUGCUGCGGCUCGUUGCGCAGCUUCGACAUGAAGAUCAAGGACAACAUGGACCGUGAAGUCAUCCGUCUCAUACGGCCUUUCCGCUGCGUCUCCUGCUGGUGUCCCUGCUGCCUGCAAGAGAUGGAGGUCCAGGCACCACCGGGCACCACCAUAGGCUACGUCAAACAGGACUGGCACCCCUUCCUGCCACGGUUUUCUAUCCAGGGAGCCAACAAGGAGACCGUGAUGAAACUGGAGGGGCCCUGCUUUGCCUGCAACUGCUGUGGGGACGUCAACUUUGAGCUGAAGAGCAAAGGUGGCGAGAAGCCCAUUGGUCGCAUCAGCAAGCAGUGGAGCGGCCUUUUGAAGGAAGUCUUCACAGACACGGACAACUUUGGCAUCCAGUUCCCGCUGGACCUGGAUGUGAAGAUGAAAGCUGUGCUCAUGGGCGCCUGCUUCCUCAUUGAUUUCAUGUUCUUCGAGAAAGUCGGGGAUGCCAACCAGCGCAGCACGGUGUUUUCAUAAGAGAAAAACAGAUGGGAGGGGAGAAGAUUAAACAACAGCAUGAGAGCAAGGACUUCCUCCCGUUAGACAUUCUCUGUUCAUGAACUGUGUUUUUCUAUUCGUUUUGUAAAUCCUUCACCAGAUUCCAGCCAAUAUGGUGCCGCCUUUUUAUACACACAGACCAAUAUCCGCUAACGAACUCUCAAUUCCAGAUGCAAGGAUUGUUUUUUAAAUGUAUCCAAACUCCGUGAUCGAUACAGGCUGCCAUGUUUUCAGUGCUACUUAUACUCUGUACAGUCUGUAGGCCUUUAUCUAUUUUAAGUGAGUGAACUUACCUCCAGCUGAGAUUUAAUCCCUGCCAAAGAAAGUCAACAUUACCCUCAAUGUCUUUUUCAGUGUCCACACAUAGAACAAGAGUAGAUAUCAACACACGUCUGAAUGUGCUUUAUGCUACACCGGCAUUAACAUGACAUAUAUGUUUAUGUAUGUUUAUCGACGUAUAUCACAGUUAUUCAUGUUUUAUGAAGUAAUAUCCCAAUAGAGUUAGUAUAAGUGCAAUACUGUUAGUGAUGUAGAAGCAGAAUUAAUUUCCUUGUUGUUUCUUUUUUAACCAUGCUAGCUGCUAGCAGAUGGCAGUGCCAGAGUUAGGGUUGUGAGCUUGUUUUAAGUACAGCCUCACAGAGCUGCUAGCAUAGCUGCAGAUUUCAACUCCUGGAAAUUAACAAAAGCUUUAUAUAAAGCCUGAACAUUAGCCACAGGCUGUCAUUAUUUAGCUUCUAUAGGGGAGUGGUGAUUGUGUUAGCAAGAGGAGUGGGAGAAUGUUUUAUUUUUUUUUUUCAUUUUAGUCGUAGUUGUGAACACAAGAGUUGACACAAGCUGACCGUAUUUAACAAAGCGCUCUGUCUUUACCUCAGCUGCCUUACUCUUCCUCGAAGCCCUCCAUGUGUACAUACUCUAACAAAACUGUAGUGCAGGCUACGGUGUAAGUGCUCUCACAGUCCCUCUGUAGUUUAGUGGUUGUCAGUGGAGACUGAUGUCGCAGCCAAACCUCGCCCUCCAAUUUCUCUAGAUACCACUGGGUUGAACAUGUGCCUGUGUAAUGAUGAUACAGGAGACAGAGAACGUAGGAAGUUUGAAUAGAAGGGACAAUCUGGAUAAAAGGGGAAUAGAAAGAAAGUAAAAAGCAGUAAUUGAGAUUAAUCUGACCUCAGAUGUUGGAAACCCUCCUGCCAGCAACCGCUUUAAGGAAACACCUGAACUGUAGUUUUUCUAGCAAAAAGUGUGUCUCUUUAGCUCAUUUGAUUGCUGUGCUUUAGAAAGAAUACAAUUAAUGGCAGGUUAAUGUUUCCAAUUGGUGCCUGUUGAAUGCAGCUCUCUCCUCUGUAUGUAAUAAUAAUCCUGAGAUAACAUGGGUGUGUCUCCUGUGAGGCUUGGUUGCCACUAGUGCUCUCUAAUCCAGAUUGCAGCUCUCUAUCACACUGUCAGUAGCUUAAUGUGUCUUAUUAUCAAUAUAUACUUGUAUAGAUUUCCAUAUUGCCUUUGUGCAAUCUGACCUCUGAUAAGGAAAGAUUAAGUAGCCAAAGGAUGUACAGUACAUUUAAUACAAUCUGUUGAACCUUCUAUCGCCUUUCUGUGUUUCUAUCAAAACUAUUUUUUGUGAUUGUGAAUUCCUUUUUUUUUAUUAUUAUUUUUUUUUUUUACACAUACAAAGAAAUACCCUGUAGUUCAGAAAUAAAACGAAUAUCAUAUUAA